Messenger RNA from Radiomyces spectabilis, 793 nucleotides. Its product is annotated as protein-tyrosine phosphatase-like protein. The coding region runs from base 132 to 773 and encodes 213 amino acids. Gene Ontology annotation, biological process: dephosphorylation. The transcript has 3 exons. NCBI's taxonomy places the organism in Eukaryota, Fungi, Mucoromycota, Mucoromycetes, Mucorales, Radiomycetaceae. The record is from RefSeq and is a predicted model, not a curated record. Gene Ontology annotation, molecular function: phosphatase activity. Gene Ontology annotation, cellular component: nucleus.
CGUCGCUGUCCCAACUUUAGUAUGCCCAAGGGGUAAGCUAAUUACAUCUUUUCAAAAAAGUUGGCGCAGGAUGAUCACUCAUGUUUUGAUUUCUUUCGUCAUAUGCAAUACAUUAGUAAACAAAAAGAAAUAUGAUUCAAUCUUUUUUCCCCUUUUUUCUCUUUCUCUUGUUUUCUCCCCUCAUCGAACCUGCAUUUUUUAAUCUCCUUUGUGUUGUAAUGAUAUCUGUUAUUAAAGCACCCAUCACUGAUCAGAAAUUCCUAAUUUUGGAUGCUCCCACGUCUGAUACACUUCCCAAAUACAUUGAUGUUUUGCGCAAAGAGAAUGUUGCCCACCUCGUGCGAAUAUGUCAUCGCCAAACUCAUGACGGUCGAACCCACGAAUACGAUGCGGACGAUUUGCACAAAGAGACUGGGAUACAGGUGAUUGACGAUAUUAAAUUCGAAGACGGCGGUGUGCCUAGCCCCGAAGCUGUUCAACGUUGGCUGCACCUGGCAGAAGACGCACGGCGACAUGGUACGACUUUGGGUGUGCAUUGUGUUGCUGGAAUUGGAAGAGCGCCUGUGAUGGUAACUCUUUCUUUGGUGGAAAGUGGAAUGGAUCCUUUGGAUGCUAUUCUGUACAUUCGACAGCACAGGAGAGGAGCUCUCAAUAAGACGCAGCUGCGGUUUAUUGAAGCAUACAAUGCGAGAUCGAGUCGAAGAAAGUCAUGGCUCGGUUGGCUCAGAAAAACCACAAAGGCAAAACGAAAAAGAGAAGAAAAAAAAAUUUAGAAACACAACCAUUUGUCGUG